GCGCACGUUUAUUGUGUGGUCCACAAAAUAACACUGUGCUUUAUUUUGUUGUCUGGUCUACAGAAUAAAGUUGGAGUUUAUCCUGUGGUCUAAACCAACUGCGAUAUGGAAGCGGCCCGAAAUGCGCCUUCGUUAAGCUUGCUGUCAAAAUUGCCGGUUGACAAAGCUGAAAAGUACCUGGACACAGUAGUAAGCAGCCUGUGUGCAGGGCAGCCAUCGUUCCAACAGUGUUCUCAGGUGUGGUCGCUCACGGAGUUUUGGCAAUCCAACAAUGCCUGGAGGGACUUUCUGCUUGAUCCUGAUAAGAGGUUACUGGACAUCCUGCCAGCCACUCACCAAGCCGUUGUGCACAAGGUGACAGAAAGUCGGCGAGAGGACAUUACUCGCCAACGGCUACACAAGACGGAUGCCAUCGGAGCUCGUGUCUUGACUGACCUAGACUGGAGUGUCAAGUUGGUGCUUGGCAGUGACACAGUAGCAAGUUUGGGCGUGCCGCUGGCCAACCUGAACCUGACAGUGGGCGACCACGUCUUGUGCAUGGAAUUGAGCAUCGCUGAAGUCGAGUUGCUCAUGGCAUCUCUUGAGGCUGCACACAAGGCUGUGACGCAGUUUAGGGUGUGACGAGUCCCCGUGGAAGCGAGCUUGGGAACUGGAGCUCUACUGCCUAUUAAGGCGAAAAUGUUAUGAACCCGCUAGAUAAAUAAAGUGUGUGAAGGUGUGUUGUGAGAAUCGCCGAAACUUCUCUAUUUCACAUG
Molecule: messenger RNA, 755 nt
Organism: Rhipicephalus sanguineus (brown dog tick)
Lineage: Eukaryota; Metazoa; Arthropoda; Arachnida; Ixodida; Ixodidae
Product: COMM domain-containing protein 8
Exons: 5
Coding region: 106-621 (171 amino acids)
Source: RefSeq, a predicted model, not a curated record